This is a messenger RNA of Triticum dicoccoides, 786 nucleotides long. Its product is annotated as BTB/POZ and MATH domain-containing protein 1-like. The transcript has a single exon. Gene Ontology annotation, molecular function: protein binding. The record is from RefSeq and is a predicted model, not a curated record. Gene Ontology annotation, biological process: protein ubiquitination. The coding region runs from base 1 to 786 and encodes 261 amino acids. Lineage: Eukaryota; Viridiplantae; Streptophyta; Magnoliopsida; Poales; Poaceae.
AUGUUCGUCAAAAAGGAGCACCUGCAGAGCUCCAAGAAUCUAAAGAACGACUCGUUCACUGUCCGGUGUGACAUUGUCGUCGUCCACGGUUACCGCACCGAGACGGAGGACGUGCCAGCGGCCUUCGUCUCCGUGCCGCCUUGCAACCUGCGCCAGGACCUCGGCGGGCUUCUCGAAACUGACAAGGGUGCCGACGUGGUGUUUGAGGUCGGCGGUGAGACCGUCGCUGCGCACCGGUGCGUGCUGGCAGCCCGCUCCUCAGUCUUUGCCGCCGAGCUCUUCGGACCAAAGAAGGAGGGCAAGGCCGACGCCGGCGUUGUCAUGCGUGUGGAAGACAUGGAAGCGGAGGUGUUCAAGGCGCUGCUCCGUUUCGCAUACACCGCCUCGCUGCCAAAGACGCGCAAGGAAGACCAAGACAUCACCUACCAGCAUCUGCUCGUCGCCGCGGACAGGUAUGACAUGGGGCAACUGAAGUUGAUCUGUGAGGAGAAGCUGCGCGGGUACAUCGACGUUGGCACGGUGGCGACCAUCCUGAUGCUGGCCGAGCAGCACCGCUGUGAGGGGCUGAAGAAGGCGUGCUUUGAUUUUCUCGCCGCUCCGGCGAAUCUGAGGGCCGCCGUGGCCACGGAUGGCAUACAACAUCUGAGUGCGAGCUGCCCGUCUCUUAUGGUCGAGCUCAUGGCCAUGUCAUGUUUGAAUCUGAAUAUUUUCUCCUUUUUUUUCUUAUUUAUGUUGAUCAUGUGCACCUUGGUCCUGAUGAUAAAUCCUUUUAUGGUAUUUAUUUGA